Oncorhynchus masou masou (cherry salmon) is the source of this 1771-nucleotide messenger RNA. Its product is annotated as cytokine-like nuclear factor N-PAC. Gene Ontology annotation, molecular function: NAD binding; NADP binding; oxidoreductase activity. Bases 35 to 1600 code for a protein of 521 amino acids. The transcript has 16 exons. The record is from RefSeq and is a predicted model, not a curated record. NCBI's taxonomy places the organism in Eukaryota, Metazoa, Chordata, Actinopteri, Salmoniformes, Salmonidae.
GGUGUUCAGUGCGACGUUUCAGUAAAGUUCUAAGAUGGCGACGGUGCAUCUGAGAAUCGGGGACCUAGUUUGGGGAAAGCUCGGGCGCUAUCCUCCGUGGCCAGGCAAGGUCGUCAGUCCUCCAAAGGACCUGAAAAAGCCAAGAGGGAAAAAAUGCCAUUUUGUCAAAUUCUUUGGAACUGAAGAUCAUGCCUGGAUAAAGGUGGAGCAGCUGAAGCCAUACCACCCCCACAAAGAGGAGAUGAUCAAGAUCAACAAGGGCAAACGUUUCCAACAGGCUGUGGAUGCAGUGGAAGACUUCCUGAAGAAGAAAGAGAAACAGGGGGGGAAAGAACAGAACUCUGAGGGGAAAGGAGACUCUAAAGGAAAGAAGACACCAACUAAACCUCUGAAGAUCCUAGAGGAAGAUGACGAAGACCUCAGUGCCCUGAAAGACCCCUCUGAGAAGGACCUAACUGACUCUGACCCAGAGCCGUCCAGUGUUGAGCGACUAGGGGGCCUGGGAACUACUGGACCUGUCUCAGGAUUCAAAUGGGAGAGCAGUCCAGUACGGGAUGAUCCCCAUUUCCACCACUUUCUGCUCAGCCAGACUGAGAAGCCUGCCUCGUCUAUGGAGCCGAUCAGUAAACGCCUGAAGGUCGUUGAGGAGGACACGAGGUCAACGUCCAUCCAAGCAGCAGACAGCACUGCCAUCAAUGGCAGUAUUACUCCCACAGACAAACGGAUAGGGUUCCUGGGGCUGGGGCUUAUGGGUAGCGGAAUCGUGUCCAACCUGUUAAAGAUGGGCCACGUCGUCACAGUGUGGAAUCGCACAGUAGAAAAGGUACCACAAGACAACCAACAUUGUGACCUGUUCAUCCAGGAGGGGGCCAGGUUAGGGCGGACCCCAGCGGAGGUGGUCUCCAUGUGUGACAUCACCUUCUCCUGCGUCUCAGACCCCAAGGCUGCCAGGGAUUUGGUGCUGGGUCCCAGUGGAGUGCUCCAGGGCAUCAGGCCAGGGAAAUGUUACGUAGAGAUGUCUACCGUGGAUCCCGAGACCAUCACAGAGCUCUCACAGGUGAUCUCGUCGCGGGGCGGCCGCUUCCUGGAGGCUCCUGUGGCUGGGAGCCAGCAGGUCUCUAACGAGGGCAUGCUGGUCAUCCUAGCGGCCGGAGACAGGACGGUCUAUGAAGACUGCAGCUCCUGUUUCCAGGCCAUGGGCAAGACCUCAUUCUUCCUAGGUGAGGUGGGAAACGCAGCGAGGAUGAUGCUGAUCCUCAACAUGGUACAGGGAAGCUUCAUGGCAACCAUCGCCGAGGGGCUGACCCUAGCCCAGGCCACAGGCCAAUCACAGCAUACCUUCCUGGACAUCCUGUCUCAGGGUCAGAUGGCCAGCACCUUCGUGGACCAAAAAUGCCAGAAUAUCCUACAGGGAAACUUCAAACCAGACUACUAUUUGAAACACAUUCAGAAGGAUCUGAGGCUAGCCAUCUCCAUGGGCGACACAGCCAAUCACCCGACUCCUAUGGCUGCAGCAGCCAAUGAGGUCUACAAGAGGGCUAAAGCGCUGGACCAGUCAGACAACGACAUGUCAGCUGUCUACAGAGCCUACAUUCACUAAACCUCCUGAAGAACCUCUCCCCCCGACCCGUCCCCUCCUCCCCCCCUGUCCUCCUCCCCCCUGUCCUCCUCUCCCCCCUGUCCUCCUCUCCCCCCUGUCCUCCUCCCCCCCUGUCCUCCCCCCCUGUCCUCCUCUCCCCCCUGUCCUCCUCCCCCCCUGUCCUCCUCCCCC